Messenger RNA from Solanum dulcamara, 1577 nucleotides. RefSeq names its product F-box/kelch-repeat protein At3g23880-like. The coding region runs from base 121 to 1296 and encodes 391 amino acids. The record is from RefSeq and is a predicted model, not a curated record. The transcript has a single exon. Gene Ontology annotation, molecular function: protein binding. Lineage: Eukaryota; Viridiplantae; Streptophyta; Magnoliopsida; Solanales; Solanaceae.
CUAAACUCGCAAGUCUCAAGAAGUUUGGGGGGUUUAAGGGAAAACCUUAAAUCCUAUCGUCUCUUUUCCUCCACAGCAAAAUUCCCCAACUCCAAGGAGUUCGUAAUUCUGCAAAUCCACAUGGAAUCCAAAGAAGAUGAAGCCCUCCCCAAACGGAGCAAACCCACUGAAAUUCAGUCCAUUUCAAGCAAAGAUUCAGUCUUAUCAAUGCCUAAUCUUCCUGAAGAACUCAUCACUGAAAUCUUGUUAAAGCUUCCGGUGAAAUCUCUCUUACAAUUCAGGUCUGUUUCAAAAUCGUGGCUUUCUUUAAUCUCUAGCCCUGAUUUUGUGAAGACCCAUCUCUUAUUAUCCGCUAGUAACAAGGACUACACCCAUCAUGGAGUUAUGAUUAAGGUUUCUAAUGCUAACCGCGGUGUCAAGGACUGUUCUCUUAGCGCUUUACUUUACGAUUCUGUACCUGAGGCAUUUGACUUGGAUUAUCCUGGUCAAAUUCCCGAUGGUUAUCCUCAGCUUGUGGGUUCUGCCAAUGGAUUGAUUUGUCUUGCUAUCAAUCUAUUUUAUGGAUUAGAUUGCUUGAUUCUAUGGAAUCCAUCAAUUAGAAAGCAUAAGGAAUUGCCUAGUUGUAGACUUAAUCUAAACCGCCGUCACCAGGAGCAUGGUCUUCCUCAUUUCACUUUUGGGUUUGCAUAUGAUGAGUUCCAAAAUGAUUACAAGGUAGUGGGUAUUUUCCCUAUUUACAAGUAUGUAAGUCUUUUUCGUGUUGAGGUCCAAAUAUACAGUCUAAAGAGUGAUUCUUGGAAACGUAUUGAUGAUUUUAAAGGUAGAGAGCUUUUGGAUGAUUCUGCUAAGUUUGUGAAUGGGAAAUUUCAUUGGCUUGACAAGCAAUGGAACAUCAUUUCUAUUGAUUUGGCGGAUGAGAAAUGGGAAAAAGUAGAGCAGCCCUGCUGUUUUAAAAGAUGUGGAUUUUUGAAGCUAGGAGUGUUUGAGAGUGAUCUUUCUGUGUUUUGUAAUUACGCAUGGACUCAUGUUGAUGUCUGGGUUAUGAAGGAGUAUGGAGUAAAAGAAUCUUGGACAAAGAUGUUUACCAUCAAGUCUCCUGAAGGUUCUAGGGGACUGAUAUUUUAUCCAGCCAUUUUAAUGUCUAAUGAAGGUGAAAUUUUGCUUCAGUUUGGAUCACGUUUCACGAAAUACAAUCCAAAGGAUGACUCUAUCAGAUAUCUAGAUGUUGCUAACUUAGCUCCAUGUCUUGAGGUAGAAAUCUAUGUUAAGAGCCUAGUUUGUCCCUUUUACCGAUGAGACCACGAAUUCACCAACAACGGAGGCUGAAAUAAUUCUGAUGAAGACAAUCGUGUGACUGAUAGAUAACCUGUAAGAGUUACACUCUAUGCAUAUUUGUUAAAUGUUGUUAAAUCCUGCUUCAUAUUGCUUGGGGAUCUUGUUAGUCAAUUUCCUUUCUUGCCCUAUUUUCAAGAAAUGAUAAUCUUUUCCAAGAGCAGUUAUUUUGGUAGCAUUACUGAUGUAUUGAACUUUAAACUUAUUGUUACUGGAUGUCGUUGCUCUUGUUGAGAGCAGUUUUC